Cygnus atratus (black swan) is the source of this 762-nucleotide messenger RNA. It is a transcript of the gene R3HDML, whose product is annotated as R3H domain containing like. The record is from RefSeq and is a predicted model, not a curated record. Lineage: Eukaryota; Metazoa; Chordata; Aves; Anseriformes; Anatidae. The transcript has 5 exons. The coding region runs from base 1 to 762 and encodes 253 amino acids.
AUGCCGCGGCUGCGCUUGCACCUCUGCUUCACCGGCGUGCUCUGCUGGCUGGCGCACGAGUCCGGCUCCUUCGCGCUGCCCAACGCCACCGAGCUCCUGUCCCCUCCCAGCAGCGCGGGGCCGGGGCCGGCUCCUGGCACCGGGGUGCCCCGCGGCCGCCGCCGCCGGUACCUGGCGCCCCGCGACAUGAGCGCCAUCCUGGACUACCACAACCAGGUGCGGGCGCAGGUGUCCCCCCCGGCCGCCAACAUGGAGUACAUGGUGUGGGACGAGCGGCUGGCCAGGGCGGCGGAGGCGUGGGCCGUGCAGUGCGUGUGGGACCAUGGCCCCCCCCAGCUGAUGAAGUACGUGGGGCAGAACCUCUCCAUCCACUCGGGCAGGUACCGCUCCGUGGUGGACAUGGUGCGGUCGUGGCACCGCGAGCAGCAGCACUACUCCUUCCCGCACCCCCGCGAGUGCAACCCCCGCUGCCCCUCCAAGUGCAGCGGCUCCGUCUGCAGCCACUACACCCAGAUGGUGUGGGCGUCCUCCAACAGGCUGGGCUGCGCCAUCCACGCCUGCAGCAACGUGCGGGUUUGGGGCAGCACGUGGCGCCGCGCCGUCCUCCUCGUCUGCAACUACGCCAUCAAGGGCAACUGGAUCGGGGAGGCACCCUACAAGGUGGGGAGGCCGUGCUCAGCCUGCCCGCCCACCUACGGCGGGGUCUGCUCCAACAACAUGUGCUUCACGGGACUCAGAUCCAACCAAGUGAGCUGGUUUUAG